Messenger RNA from Gamsiella multidivaricata, 1268 nucleotides. RefSeq names its product S-adenosyl-L-methionine-dependent methyltransferase. Gene Ontology annotation, molecular function: protein-arginine N-methyltransferase activity. Gene Ontology annotation, biological process: peptidyl-arginine methylation. The coding region runs from base 58 to 1059 and encodes 333 amino acids. Gene Ontology annotation, cellular component: nucleus. Lineage: Eukaryota; Fungi; Mortierellomycota; Mortierellomycetes; Mortierellales; Mortierellaceae. The record is from RefSeq and is a predicted model, not a curated record. The transcript is spliced from 4 exons.
CCAGUCCUCUUGCUCUCUUCACCUCAUCCUUCAUCAACACUCCUCAUCACCUCAACAAUGUCGGCCAUGGAAGAAGACACACAGACCGCAAAGGACUACUACUUCGAUUCGUAUGCCCACUUCGGCAUUCAUGAGGAAAUGUUGAAAGAUGAGGUCCGUACCUUGACCUACCGUGCCUCCAUUUACCAGAACCGCCACCUUUUCAAGGAUAAGAUUGUUCUCGAUGUUGGAUGUGGAACCGGUAUUCUUUCCAUGUUUGCCGCCAAGGCCGGUGCCAAGAUGGUCAUUGGUGUUGAUAUGUCCAAUAUCAUUAAUAAUGCUCGUGAGAUCGUCAAAGACAACAAGCUGGAUCACAUCGUCACCUUGAUCCAAGGCAAGAUGGAAGAAGUCGUCCUUCCCGUUCAACAUGUCGAUAUUAUCAUUUCUGAGUGGAUGGGCUACUUUUUGCUCUACGAGUCCAUGUUGGAUACUGUCCUUGUCGCCCGUGACAAGUACCUCGCCCCCGGUGGUCUCAUCUUUCCCGACAAGGCUACCAUGUACAUUGCUGCCAUUGAGGACGGUGAUUACAAGGAUGAGAAGAUCGGAUACUGGGAUAAUGUCUAUGGAUUCGACUACUCAUCUAUCAAGAAGGUUGCCCUCAAGGAGCCCCUGGUCGAUACCGUUGACGCCAAGGCCAUUGUCACGACCGAAUGUGCUUUCAAGAACAUUGAUAUCUUGACCGUCAAGAAGGAAGAUCUGGCCUUUAAGGUUCCUUUCUCCAUCACCGCCAAACGUGAUGACUAUAUCCACGCCUUCAUCUCGUGGUUCGAUAUCUGGUUUGAUGCCUGCCACAAGCCAGUCCAUUUCAGCACCGGUCCAUUUGCCAAUUACACCCACUGGAAGCAGACCGUCUUUUACACUAAAGACGCCAUGACCAUUAAGGAGGGUGAGACCAUCACUGGAGAACUCACUUGCGCGCCUAACGGCCGCAACCCCAGAGAUCUUGACAUUGUAAUCGACUACGAAUUUAGUGGCAAGCAGAUGUCACUCAAGGAGAAGAACGAGUACCGAAUGUGCUAAGACGGAUCCGGCCAGGGCUGAUGCUACCUAUUAUUCUUCGCGUUCACUUUCUCUUCCCUCUUUUCAUUUUGUUAAUCUCGCUUCUUACUGGACUCUUUAAAGCCAUGAUAUCCAUCCCCUCUCUUUCUACCAUCCUUCCGAGGACUGGUGGACUGGAGGACGGCGAAGAAAUAGUGAGGAAGAGAAGCAUCGAUUGUACCAUACAUAAA